Messenger RNA from Lasiodiplodia theobromae, 2538 nucleotides. Its product is annotated as Reverse transcriptase domain protein. Gene Ontology annotation, molecular function: nucleic acid binding. Bases 1 to 2538 code for a protein of 845 amino acids. The record is from RefSeq and is a predicted model, not a curated record. Gene Ontology annotation, biological process: DNA integration. The transcript has a single exon. Lineage: Eukaryota; Fungi; Ascomycota; Dothideomycetes; Botryosphaeriales; Botryosphaeriaceae.
AUGUUCGAUCGCCUGGGCCGCGCGAGAGUGUUCACCAAACUGGACCUCCGCGAUGCGUACCACCGGCUCAGGAUACGGUCAGAAGACGAGUGGAAAACUGCGUUUAAGACGCGCUACGGCCAUUUCGAAUACCUCGUCAUGCCGUUUGGCCUGGCCAACGCGCCGGCUACCUUUCAGAGCUACAUUCACCGCGCCAUGGGCGGGCUGCUGGACCACAUCUGCGUUGUGUACCUGGACGACAUUCUGAUCUACUCUGAAAAUGAGAAGGAUCACGUCCAGCAUGUCAACAGCGUCCUCCAGCGCCUCGGCGAAUGGGGCCUUUACGCCAAGCUUUCCAAGUGUGUUUUCCACACUAAGACGGUCGAGUUUCUAGGGUUUGUAGUGACACCUGAGGGCAUCGUCAUGGACCCCGAACGGGUGAAGGCAAUCCAGGAGUGGCCGACGCCUGAGUCGUACCGCGACGUUCAGGUCUUCCUGGGCUUCGCCAACUUCUACAGGCGCUUCAUCUGGAACUACUCAGAGAUUGCCCGACCCCUGAACGACCUACUCCGCAGCGCGGCGAGAGAUCCGGCGGUUAGUAAAAGCAAAGACAAAAGGAAACAGACGAGGAAAGGUCCCACCAAAUGGUAUAUGGCCUUUCAAUGGUCCGCUGACGUCGAGCAUGCGUUUCGCAAGCUCCGCGUAGCCUUCUCGCAGGCCCCCGUCCUGCGCCACUUCGAUCCGACCCGCCCGCUGAUGCUUGUUACCGACGCGUUGGAUUUCGCAAUUGGAGGAAUCCUCCUUCAGCCCUGGAGCACCGAAGGUACUCAACAACACUGGCUGCCUGUGGCGUACCACAGCCGCAAGCUCGUCGGCCCAGAGGUCAACUACCCAACGCACGACAAAGAGCUGCUGGCCAUUGUAGAAAGCUUCCGCACCUGGCGCCACUACCUCGCCUACGCUCCAGUGGCCACCAGAGUCCUCUCGGACCACAAGAAUCUCGAGUAUUUCAUGACUGCCAAGUCACUGUCCCCCAGGCAGGCUCGAUAUGCCGAGGACCUUGCACAGUACGACUUCGAGAUUGAGUAUAAGCCGGGCUCCGGCAACCCGGCUGACCCCCUCUUAAGACGACCGGACUUCGAACGCGGAUUCAAGCUGGACGCAAAACGAACCUACCUUGAGAGUAUGCUGCCUACGUUGCCGCAGAAGUUGCGAGUGAGGGAUCUGACAGGAGCUCUCUCGGGCGCUACUACGCCCCCUACGCGCGAAGCAUGCGAGACGCAUGCGAGCGACCCGCGCGCCGCCACCGCGCGCCGCCACCCUCUACUCCCAGAAGCGGAUGUCGGCGCCAUCCAGGCUACCAAACGCAACAACGCGACGCCGGACCCCGCAUGCGAGAAGCAUGCGUGGGCCCAGCGGAUCGCUGGCACAAGCUAUGCGCAAAGCUGCGUGCCACGCCGCGAGGCAGUAGUAGCUGCCACCGGCGAAACGGCCUUUGAGGACUCACCCCCCCAGAGUCUGGCGGACUUCAUAAGGGCGGUCCAGGAGCAGGACCCUCUUGUACGCUCCCUCGCCCGCCAAUCUCUGGAGGAACAGGCCUCGGCCGGAUACGCAUUCGACAGGGACGGUCUUCUGCGCCAACACCACAAGGUGUGGGUGCCAAACUGUGCACCACUGAAGGACGAGAUCAUGAAACGCAAUCAUGAUGACCUGGUGGGAGGUCAUUACGGGUACCGACGUACGCUAGAGGCCCUCGAGCGCAAAUACGUUUGGGAAAACCUAACCCAAGACCUUAAGACCUACCUGAAGGCGUGUGACGCGUGCCAGAGGCACAAGUCCCGCCGGCACAAACCAUACGGCACCCUCCAGCCUCUGGAGCCUGAGGUCGAGCCGUGGAAACACUUUUCCAUGGACUUCGUGACUGACCUGCCCGAGUCCACGACUCGCGAUGGUGUUGUGUUUGAUCCGGUGCUCGUCCUCGUGGACCGCUUCACCAAGCUGGUCCAGUACUUCCCAGUGCGCAAGUCUAUAGAUGCGGAGGGCCUAGCCCACCUGCUCUUCAAGACCUUUGCCAGAACGGGACCACCAUACUCGCUCGUCUCCGACAGGGGAUCAGUGUUCACUAGUGAAUACUGGAGCGAAGUGUGUUUUAUCCUGCGUGUUCGACUACGCUUCAGCACGGCGUUCCACCCGCAAACAGACGGGCAAACGGAGCGCCAAAACCAAGAGCUGGAGACGUACCUGCGUAUCUACGUAAACUUCGAACAGAACGACUGGGCGGAAUGGUUGGAUCAAGCGGCCUUCGCGUAUAACAGCAAGAUCCACUCCGUCACAGGGGUCACGCCGAUACAGCUGGCCUACGGCGCUGAACCGGCGAUUCCGGAUGGCAUCGCGGACCCCCGACAGGCGAUCGCAGGAGGGGACGAGGCACACGAGAAACUGCUGACGGAAGGGCGCGAACCAUCGGCCCUCCGGGAAGCAGCGGCCAAGCAUGCGGCCCGCAUGCGGCUCGCAUACACGCGAGCCACGGAAGCAAUCGCCUACGCGCAGGAGCUUUAG